AUGCGUUUCACCGGGCUCGUUGCUUUGAGUUUGGCUGGUUUAGCCACGGCCGUGCCUGUUUACGUGAACCCCAACUCGCCAAUGUCUAAGCCCGCCGAGAAUGGUCACAAUGGCCCGGCCUACAGAAUCUUGGAUUUCCAGUCAGCUGGAAGCGGAAGCCUUACAACACCUACGCCAACUCCUAUCCUACCUACCACUACUGGCACACCCCGAGCUACGCCCAGUGUGGCAGCAACUGGUCAGCCUGAUAACCUAUCCCAGAAGACAACGAAAUUCCAUGAAGAUUUUGAGCAUUGGGUGAACCUACCUAACGGGGCUGAAAAAGAAAGAGAGAAAAUGGGGAAAGAAAUUGCUCAAGGACCUGAAAAAUCUUGCAAAUCAAGGCGAGCAAACAUCCACAUUCACCUCGCCAACUGUUCCCCAAGGAGGCCCACGCCUGAGACCCACGCCUUCUUCCAGUGCCACGCCUUCUUACAGUGCCACACCUUCUCCCACAUCAUCUGUCGUGUACUUUGCUCACGCAUGAAGCUACCGGAGAAGCUCUAA
Molecule: messenger RNA, 546 nt
Organism: Penicillium waksmanii
Lineage: Eukaryota; Fungi; Ascomycota; Eurotiomycetes; Eurotiales; Aspergillaceae
Exons: 1
Coding region: 1-546 (181 amino acids)
Source: RefSeq, a predicted model, not a curated record